Molecule: messenger RNA, 2596 nt
Organism: Scophthalmus maximus (turbot)
Lineage: Eukaryota; Metazoa; Chordata; Actinopteri; Pleuronectiformes; Scophthalmidae
Product: SPRY domain-containing SOCS box protein 1
Exons: 3
Coding region: 1413-2285 (290 amino acids)
Biological process (GO): proteasome-mediated ubiquitin-dependent protein catabolic process
Cellular component (GO): SCF ubiquitin ligase complex
Molecular function (GO): protein binding
Source: RefSeq, a predicted model, not a curated record
GAAUUACCUUCAAGGUCCUGGUCCUCACCUUCAAAGCCCUCCACCACCUUGCUCCCCAAUACCUCACCGAUCUCCUCUCCCCCUACCAACCUACACGGUCCCUCAGAUCCACCUCUGCCGGUCUCCCCUCCAUCCCCAAAACCAAAUUCCGCACCUUGGGAGACAGAGCAUUCUCCAGGGCUGCUCCCAGGCUCUGGAACUCCCUCCCCCAAGAGAUCCGUGAUUCAGACUCCCUCACCACCUUUCAGUCACGCCUAAAAACUGACACACGGGUCAGAUUUGUUUUCCUUCCUUAUGCUCAUUUCAUUUUCAGGAUAGAAAUGUUAGUGUGCUCCUAUGAAGUGUUCUGUGGAGCUUCAUGGGGGUUUAUGGUUACAGACAAGGGAUUUCUAAAGAAAGAUGGGCAUUUGUAAACAAAGCUAAAAAAUUGUAAUUGGUUCAGUUUGGGUUCACCACUGGGAUCCUAUGACCUCAUGCAGGGUCACCAGGAGGCCUCCAAAUCAGCUGUAAAGUCAAUCAACUGUACAAAUAAAUCCUUUGUCUCCAAUCAAAGAUAGGGUUAGUAUUAGUCAAUGUUUUCUCAUAAUUUGAUCAAAGUUUUAGUAAACAUAUAUAUAUAUAUUAUACGCACAAUGUUAGCUGGGAUAAAGCGGUAGACGAUGAAUGAAAAGACGAUGAAUAUAUAUAUAUAUACAUACAUAUAUAGAGAGGCAGUUAACAGAUGAAUCAAUAAUGACAGUUUACUCAUGCCCCUAUAGAUGCUCAACCAACCAUUGCCACGAAAUAAUUUUUCUACCUAUCUUUCCUAUAGUUGCCUGUAAGACAGAGCGCAGGGCUCAUAGAUAAAUGCUCAUGCGCCUGCGCCCUGCGGAAUAAUGAGUCGCUUCGGAAUUUAUUUUAUUUUUCUCUUCUUAAUGAUCAAAAGCCCGAGUUUGAUUCUAUUCAUAUGUUUCGCUGUUUAUGUGUAUAUCCAUUACAGGACGCGGUAAAGGAGGAAGAGAACCAUUGGGUGAAAUCAGAGAUGAGACAGGGGCUGAGAGAGGGUGGGUGUAUGAUUCAUUCUAUUAUUUUUUGUAUGUUUUUUUGUUUUGUUUAGGGAAUGAGUUCACAAACGCGUCAUGGCAUCUCUCGUCCUUGUCACCGCGGCUCUGGGUGGCGUCAGUCUGGGGUGAUGGACUGUGCUGUUCCAGGCUCGGAGCAGACAAGCGGAGCGGUUACGUUACCGAGCAGCGAUAAGACGCACGAGCCUGUUGAUAAGAGACUCGUACAAAAGCCACCGAGGGGAGAGAGGAUGUCUGGGAGCAGCUCGCCUUCAACGACCACAGGGAAGGAGUCGUCACAACAGCUGUUCCUCUGUGACGACACUCAGCAGCGACCCUGCCUGUGUCCAGCUCUGUAGACCAUUUGCACCAAUGGGUCUGUCACUGUCAGCGUGGCUGUACAGCAGGGCAGGCGACAGCCCUCCCUCCUCCUCAUCGGCUUUCCCUCCGCUGGCCGUCCACACCUCCUCUCGCCUCGCCGUCACUCUGAACUCCUCUCCGGUUUCUCCAGGAGACAGUCGCUCACACUGGAGCUCCGGCCACCGCUCCCCUCACUUUCUGCUCUCUGCCUGCAAAGAGCGAGCGACACGUUCACCCGUUGAGCUUAGCAGCGACGGCGUGAGAGCAGAGGUGGGGGUGAAAGGUGGGCUCCACGUCUGGGAGGUGCUGUGGAACCCUGACCACAGAGGGAGUCACGCCGUCAUGGGCAUUUCCAGGCAGGACUGUCCUCUGCAGGCUGCAGGGUACAACGUGCUGGUGGGAGGAGACGCACAGUCCUGGGGCUGGGAACUCCAAACCAAUCAGCUCUGGCAUGGUGGCAAUAGUGUGGGACUUUACCCAGGAAAGAUGAGGAGGUGCCACUCUGAGGCCGCAGAGGAUUUCAAGCCACAGACUUACACUUCAGACACAAAAGUGUCACAGGCACCUCUCCCCAUCCCUGAACGUGUCCUGCUGGUGCUGGAUGCUGACGCAGGGACACUGGGAUUCGUUGUGGAUGGCAGCUUUCUUGGCGUGGCUUUCAAAGACCUUCCUCGCGGGGUGGAGCUGUUCCCAGCGGUGAGCAGUGUGAGAGGGGGAGCCAGCAUACGACUACGCUACCUGAACGGUGCCACACGUGACCCCCCAGCCCUGAUGGCUUUAUGUGGACUGUCAAUUCGUCAGUUUUUAGGGCAGCAGAGGCUGAAUCAAACUGACAAAUUGCCUCUUCCCCCUCUUCUCCAGAACUACCUGCUUUCUAGUCAUUAAUUGGCGCACACAUUCAAACAAUAGGAAUGCUUUUGUCAGUUAUUGCAAAGAGUACUACGAACUAACAGUACAUUUACUUUUGUAUCAAAAGGUGUAAAUAUGUAUGAUGUUAUGUCCAGAAAAGUGUCUUUAUUAUUCAUCUUAUUUAUUGCAAAUGUGAUUUAUACUCCACUGAUAAUAUUUUAAAACGCACCUGUAAACUGUAUUUAGUUAAAAAAUAUCAAAGUGAUCUGGGAGGAAAUUCUUGGAUUUUGUGAUAACUGUAAAUUGUGAAUGUUUCUUUUUUUAAUGAUUAAAGCAAAUCACUCCUU